Molecule: messenger RNA, 2070 nt
Organism: Punica granatum (pomegranate)
Lineage: Eukaryota; Viridiplantae; Streptophyta; Magnoliopsida; Myrtales; Lythraceae
Source: RefSeq, a predicted model, not a curated record
UUCAAGCUUAGCUUCGGCUCAAAUGCUUCACGGGUCUUGUUGUUCUAACUCAAUCUCGAACUGGGUCGAUGAAAAGUCCCGAAUUUUGGAUCUGGGUUUUUGGUCUCUUUGAUUGGGGUGUCCUGUUCUGCCAUGUCUGUUGUUCAUACGGCUGAUUCCAGGAAUGUUCUUCAACUCCUAUGUGCAUCUUGGCAUAUAUUAUCAGCAGCCAAGUUUGAGGGUUGAGAUCUGGAGAUCUUUCUGCUUGAAGGCUCGGUCUUUCUUCCAUUCUCAGGAUCUCUUUCAGGUGGUUGCUCAAUUUCGAUUGCAUGAUUCCCUGCUCAGCCACUGACUGGAUCGGGUACUGAGGACUAUGAACUGGAUCCCAUGAAAAGUUCUUGCAAUGGGGUCACUGCACAUGGAGAAGAAAUGGGUAUUUCCACUUGUAAUGAGCUCCCUUAUGUGCGUAUUCCUUUUGGCCACUUCCUUCAACAUGGGUCUUGUAUCUUCCCUCCAUUCGAUCAAUGCAAUAUUCUCGAGAAUCCCGUCUCGUCUUGCCACUAACCAAUCCAUUUCAAAUCCGGAGUUUGCUGAGACAAAGGUUUCACAAGCCCCACCUCCCCCUCCUGCCGUUGAAAUUCCCCGCUUUGCCUACUUGAUUUCUGGUUCAAAGGGAGAUUUGGAUAAGCUGUGGAGAACUCUACGGGCACUUUAUCAUCCGAGGAACCAGUAUGUCGUGCAUUUGGACCUCGAGUCCCCUGUAGAGGAAAGAAUGGAGCUCGCUUCCAGGGUGGAAAAGGAUUCAAUGUUUCUGAAGGUUGGGAACGUUCAUAUGAUCACCAAAGCGAACAUGGUCACCUAUAGGGGGCCCACGAUGGUCGCGAAUACUCUUCAUGCCUGUGCCAUUCUCCUAAAGAAGAGUAAAGAUUGGGAUUGGUUUAUCAACCUCAGUGCAUCUGAUUAUCCUCUCGUGACUCAAGAUGAUCUGAUGUUCAUAUUUUCGGGUCUAGAUCGUGACCUGAACUUCAUUGAGCACACAAGUCGUCUCGGGUGGAAAGAGGACAAGCGGGCGAUGCCUUUGAUGGUAGAUCCUGGUCUGUACUUAACAAAAAAAUCAGAUGUAUUCUGGGUCUCACCAAGGAGAGCUUUGCCCACCGCAUUUAAGUUGUUCACCGGGUCGGCGUGGAUGGUCCUAUCGCGCUCGUUUGUGGAAUACUGCAUCUGGGGCUGGGACAACCUUCCACGCACACUCCUCAUGUACUACACAAACUUUGUCUCCUCCCCAGAAGGCUACUUCCAGACUGUUAUAUGCAACGCCCCAGAAUUUGCCAAGACAGCAGUCAACCACGACUUGCACUACAUUUCUUGGGACAUUCCCCCAAGGCAGCAUCCACACACCCUCACCAUCAAUGACACCGAUAAGAUGAUAGCAAGUGGGGCUGCCUUUGCCAGGAAGUUCAAGAAGGAUGACCCAGUGCUUGAUAGAAUUGACAAGGAGCUGCUGAGACGGAGGAAGGGGGCUUUCACCCCAGGAGGUUGGUGUUCAGGGAAGCCCAAGUGCUCGGAGGUCGGGAACCCCAAGAAGCUGAAACCCAGCCCUGGGUCUAAGAGGCUCCGUGGACUUGUAGCAAGGCUAGUUUUGGCAGCAAAACUUGGUCACAAUCAGUGUAAAUAGAUCGGUUGUUCGUAUAGGAAAGUUAGUUCUUGCUUUGCAGAUCGAGACUGAAGUCUAGAGAAAGAUAAUUGGAUCAGGAAUUGGUUUUCCUCCUCUCAAAGGAAGGAAUUAUAUAUAUCGAGCAGCAGCUCUGGUCGGUCUGGUCGAGGUGGGAUCUCAAUAAAGUCAGGAUGCCAUCGGGGUUAAAAGUACAACUUCAGCUGAGUGCGCACUUGAUUUGUUAGGGUCCUGCUUGAAUAGAGGGAAUACUUAUUUAAUGCAAUAUAGAUGCAAUAAUUUAUUACACGCUCCCUAGAGAUUGUCUAGCCUCUGCAGCCUGCUAGUUAAUGAGGUAUGAGCUUUAUACUUACUUGAGUAAAAACUUUAGUAUGACAUUCCUGUUAUUUGCAGCAAGAUUCGGCUUUUCCUUUCGGAUC